CGCUCCCUCUGUUCUUCAGUAGUUGCGUCCAAUGCUGUACGCGCAUGCGCUGUGCGUAAUGCUCAGUAAAUCUCGUACGGUACAGUAACGGAAGGGUCGCCCGGGAAUCAGGAAAGCAUAAGUUGGUAACAUAGUCGGUUCAUUCUGGAAUCCAAGUGGAAAUUAGGCAAGAUGCCCAUAUUUGGGAACACCUUCAGCCCCAAGAAAACGCCCCCGAGAAAAUCUGCAUCGCUUUCCAACUUGCACGCACUGGACCGGACAACAAAGGAGGUGGAGCUGGGUUUGGAUUAUGGUUUUCCCAGCAUCAAUAUUGCAGGGCAGAGUCUCAGGUUUGACAACGGAGAGUGGAUUGAUGAAUCGGGUGGUACUGGAUCACAAAAGGAUGUCCAACGUCUUCGAAAGAGAAAUCUGCAAUUGGAAGAGGAAAAUAACCUGCUGCGCCUGAAAGUAGAAAUCCUGCUGGACAUGCUUUCUGAGGCAACAGCAGAAUCUCACCUCAAAGAUAAGGAGCUUGAGGAAAUGAAGAGCUCGAAUGGACGGAGAAAAUAAAUCUAAUAAAAUAAUGCAGGAGGAGCUCAUGUAUAAUACCUGCAUCAUACAGAAGAUUUACAACACUUCUCUCCGGAUUCAUUUUAGGUCUCAUUCACUUCACAUUUUUAGGGUAUUUCCCCAGCAUAUGAUGUGAUACCAGCAGAAAAGGUUUUUCAGUGUAUACAUAUGACUACAUGUGGCCUGUGUCGUAGUCGUACAUGCUUUUGAGUCCCACAAAAGAAGUAGACAUUUGGAAAAUAAAAUAAAGGUAAUCGCUAAUAGAUAUUUAGCCAUGGGCAUUCUUAAAGGGGUACUCCUUUUACACCCCCUUCCAUAGACUUGCAUUGAGGGGCGUGAUGUCAUGAGGGGGUGGGGCCUUGACAUCAAGAGCUCCCGACAGUUUGUUCCAAACACUGAGCAGCGGAGUACCGCUUUAAGUAUAUGUCAAAAUAUCUUUUCUCAGCUAUGCCAACAUAUACCAGCAAUUCCAAAUAAUUCCAGCAGUGACAUACAGCAAGGUUGUUGUGGUGGUCACCGUCAACGUUCCAAAAACACCACUAAAAUUUUUGAUGCAGUUUUUUGUGCCAAGGGCAGAAGUGGAUCCAGAAGGAAGACAUUCAUUUGCUACUUAUAAAUUUCUUAUUUCUGCUGGAUGUGGUGCAAAAAACAGCAUUAAAAACUGCAGUCUGGUCUUAUUUUCUUAAGAUGACUAGUUAUUUAUUUGUAAAUAUAUUACACUUGGAAUAUAUUAUUUUAGUAGAUUAAAGGGGGGUGGAGUACCCCUUUAAGCAUGAAGAGACAAGGAACAAGGAUGUUUGUCUGUUUCAGUAACUACAGAUGUUAGGAGAUUUCAGGUCCAAAUGACCAGUCAGACCUCUAUAUAUUUAGGCUUUGUCUAAUUAAAUAUAACUACUAAGAAUGUGAAAUUUUUUAAAUAUAGUUUU
Messenger RNA from Hyla sarda, 1475 nucleotides. RefSeq names its product chibby family member 1, beta catenin antagonist (gene CBY1). The transcript has 5 exons. Lineage: Eukaryota; Metazoa; Chordata; Amphibia; Anura; Hylidae. The record is from RefSeq and is a predicted model, not a curated record. The coding region runs from base 172 to 549 and encodes 125 amino acids.